CGGUGUGUGUGAGUGUGUGUGCGUGCGGAUCCGCAGCAUGAGGAGCGCGAGGACGCUGCGGCAACUCGCGGUGACGGUUCCUAAACGGAACCAUCACCAUCAGGUGCGGUCAGCGGGAAUCAUCGGAGCACCUUUCUCCAAGGGACAGCCCAGAGGUGGAGUGGAGAGAGGACCGGACCUGAUCAGAGCUGCAGGACUGCUGAACAAACUGCAGGAACAAGGCUGUGCAGUGAAGGAUUAUGGGAACCUGGCGUUCGAGGUGUUGGUGGACGACAAACCUGUGGGUCGGGUGAAAUGUGCGAGGGCGGUGGGCAGCGCCAACCGGAGGCUGUCAGAGGCAGUGCAGGCUGUGAAGAGGGACGGACACACGUCUGUGAUGCUGGGAGGAGACCACAGUCUGGCGAUUGGCUCCAUCCACGGUCACUCGGCGGCGGUCGGGGAGCUGAGCGUCGUUUGGGUCGACGCUCACGCCGACAUCAACACGCCCCUGACGUCGCCCACGGGAAACAUCCACGGACAGCCUCUGUCUUACCUCCUCCGCGAGCUGCAGUCUAAGAUUCCUGUUUUACCAAACUUCUCCUGGAUCAAACCGUGUGUUUCAGCCAAAGACCUCGUCUACAUCGGGCUGAGGGACGUGGAUCCAGGAGAGCAUUACAUCCUGAAGCUUCUGGGCGUGAAGGUGUUUUCCAUGUCAGAGGUGGAUCAGCUUGGUGUACCCCGAGUCAUGGAGGAGACGUGUGACUACCUGUCCGCCAGAGUGAAGAAACCGAUUCACCUGAGCUAUGACAUUGAUGCUAUUGACCCCUCUGUUACCCCGGCAACUGGGACACCUGUAGUUGGAGGGCUCACCUACAGAGAGGGAGUCUACAUCACUGAACACCUCUGUCAGACAGGUCUCCUGUCAGCGGUGGACAUGGUGGAGGUGAAUCCUCUGAGGGGACGGACGGAGGAGGACGUCCAGUCCACGGUCAGCACGGCGGUCGACCUGCUGCUCGGCUGUUUCGGACGUCUCCGUGGGGGAAACCAUCCGUCGGAUUACCACCUGCCUGAGCCUUGAUAAGGACGGCGCUGCCCUCUCCCGCUGCACUGACGGACACCUGAACGCCUCUCUGAUCACCUGCAGAGGCUCAACAGACGAUCAGAGUCGAACAGUGAAUCCCUCAGACAGGAUUCCAGCUCUGAGUCUGAGUCUGUAACACGACGUCAGUGAAACCAUGCAGCUGGUGAAGCUGUAAACCAAAGACACAGAUCUGAUGCUGGGAGUCGUCUUCCUGUGGAAGUAUAAACAAUUCAGAUUCAUUAGAAGCAGUGUUUUACAUCGUGUUUCAAAAUAAAACCGAGGAAACGUGAA
Molecule: messenger RNA, 1351 nt
Organism: Toxotes jaculatrix (banded archerfish)
Lineage: Eukaryota; Metazoa; Chordata; Actinopteri; Toxotidae
Gene: arg1
Product: arginase 1
Exons: 8
Coding region: 38-1057 (339 amino acids)
Cellular component (GO): nucleus; cytosol; cytoplasm
Molecular function (GO): manganese ion binding; arginase activity
Source: RefSeq, a predicted model, not a curated record